AUGAUAAUUCCAAUUUCAGCCAAUGUGUCCCGUUCCAUUAUAUGCUCGGCAACACAGCAUUCGCCGACGGAAGUAGAAGACUCUCCACGGAGUGCCCAUACCUGUAUGUCUAUAGGGAAUCCGAAAUCCAGAUGCGCAUCAGAUUCUGAUCAAUCUUCAUCCAUAGAACGAAGAGCAUGUCGCAUUUGCCAGUCUGAAAGUGGUGAGAUGGUACGACCGUGUGGAUGUGCUGGAACGAUGGGAGAUAUCCACGAAGUGUGCCUGUCCCGAUGGGUGGCGAUGUCGAACAAGGAUCAGUGCGAGAUUUGUCAAGAGAAAUAUGCUCGAAGUGGGAGAACAAUCAAACCUCUCAACAAAUGGGAAAGACCACGAAUUGGAUCUGAGGAGCUCUUAUCACUGAUAUUAAUAGGUGCGCUAUCAUACUCUAUGAUCUACAUGGUACGUCUAUGUGACGAACGAAUGUUCCUCGAGAGAAUGAGCUCACUACCUAUACGAUCAGAUGAUGUUGGUCGUGUAUUUGUAAUGAUAGUACUCGGCUCAACACUGCUCGCAUCAAUAUUCGCUGUAUUUCGUCAAAUGAAGAAAUACUUACUUAAACAAAUGGAAAUCAAAUUUGUCAACAAGACUUCAAACCAAAAAAAACGCCUCCUCGAAUAA
This is a messenger RNA of Cooperia oncophora, 657 nucleotides long. The record is from the annotation of a GenBank genome assembly. Lineage: Eukaryota; Metazoa; Nematoda; Chromadorea; Rhabditida; Trichostrongylidae.